This is a messenger RNA of Coffea eugenioides, 1095 nucleotides long. RefSeq lists its product as uncharacterized. Bases 220 to 873 code for a protein of 217 amino acids. The record is from RefSeq and is a predicted model, not a curated record. Lineage: Eukaryota; Viridiplantae; Streptophyta; Magnoliopsida; Gentianales; Rubiaceae. The transcript is spliced from 6 exons.
UUUCCUUUGUUUAUUUUCUCAAAACUCUCCUGCACGGCUGCACCUUUUCUUUCUUUUUAUUUUCCCAACUCUCCUGCCCCCAACUCUCUUCUACUAAAUCCCUCAGUUUCUAAAAUUCUACACUGUCGUGGGAGAUAAACUUUUACGCGGAGUUCUAAACUAGAGGAUUCUCAGGCUAAGGUUGACUGGAGAGCAGUCUAGAUUUGUCAGCAGCCCAAGAUGGCGAAUUAUUCGAUGAUCUCUUGCCUUGGAGAUUGCUUAUGGGAAGAAGAUGAAAACAAACAGUACAAGAUGGUCGAUUUCUGCUCUGUUCUAAAUUCUCCAGCUGCAAAAGCAGAAGAUGACUUGAAAGUGCAUAAUCAUUCCUCAUCAUCAGAACCUCCUUCACAGCAACCUCUUCUGUUUUUCGAAGUUCUGUGUAAGAGGUCAGGGAAGAUUAGGCGUUUUUCGAAUGGAACAGAAGCUGGUUUUGCAGUGAAUUUAAUAAACAAGAAACUUGAAGCAGAAGGUGGAUUGGAGAUUUCAUUGGCAUCCCAUAUUGAAGCUGUUAAAGAAGGAGAAGAACCUGUAAGCUUUGGUCCUAAUUCACUUCUUGUAGAUUAUGGGCCUGGUUGGAAAUUGCAGACAGUUAAUUAUAUUCAAGCAGCAGUUGAAAAAGGUAUAAAUAUUGCCACCAGAAAAGUGAAGAGACCAGAUGAUAAGGUUAUUGAUGAUUCAAAUACCUCACAGAAAAAGUCCCAGGCAUCUCUCAGUUUCGUGUAUAUUGGGAAGAUACUGCUGGCUUUUAUUUUAAUACUUAUGUUUGGUGCGAUUUUCACUUUGCUUCUCGAAAAUCUUCCCGAGCUAAUUUUAUAUGUCAACUCAUUGGUAUGAAUUGCUUAUUUUAGUCCCUCGCAUUCUCAUGCGACCCUAUAAUGUUUACUAGAUACUUUUGUAUAACAAAGGUGGCUACCCUAUGUAUAAGAUGCCAUCCUGUAAAUUGACAGUUCUCCGAGGUCCUUUUUAUGGUUAAUCCAAACUAUUCGUUCGACAAUGGGUUUGAAUACGUGGAGCAUCACAAAAAAUGGCUACACGAUGCUGCCACAUAUUUCUUUU